Molecule: messenger RNA, 295 nt
Organism: Rotaria sordida
Lineage: Eukaryota; Metazoa; Rotifera; Eurotatoria; Philodinida; Philodinidae
Source: the annotation of a GenBank genome assembly
AUGCUCGAGUCUUUGUCGGAUGAAGAUCUCAUUCAAGAUCACAGAGCAACAUUUGAAAAAACUAAAGACAAUGAGAUUGAAGUACCUCUAAUUCGAAAACUCACCAAACAUGAAAUUGCCGCUAAUGUUGCCUUCUUCAUGAUUGCUGGUUAUGAAACGACGAGCACAGCACUUAGCUACGUCACAUAUCUUCUGGCUAUCCAUCCAGUAGAACAAAAGAAACUACAAGAAGAGAUCGAUGCUCAUUUCGACCUAAACACGGAAGACACUAUGCCGACAUAUGAGACCGUAUCUG